This is a messenger RNA of Symbiodinium natans, 1989 nucleotides long. The record is from the annotation of a GenBank genome assembly. Lineage: Eukaryota; Dinophyceae; Suessiales; Symbiodiniaceae.
AUGCCUGGUCCUCCCUCACAUCCUUCACUGAGUGCCCUGAUGCUGGCAGUCUUGCGCCUCUACGAGCACCGCACCAACAUCGACGUCUGGUCGUUCUUGCUGGAGCCGCUGCGGAACCUGGUCCCCUGCGAAGAGGUCAAGAUCGUCGUGCGCUGCAUCGCUCCUCCACAAGUUACUUCCUUGGGCUCACACGACCGCGAGGCCCGGCGGCGGGUCAUCGCCGUGACGACCGUCGACCGCUGGCCAGCGGAGCGGAUCGAAGGCCACGCCGCCCUCACGCAGCGCAUCCAGGUCAUUCCUUCCCAGGAGGCUGUGCGGCGGAAUUGGGACCGCUACGAGGUGGUCCAGUCCCACUGUGACUCUCCCAGCGCGGGUCGAGCCACGUGCCGAGCUUGCAAUGUUGGUGGAGGCCUACGUUGCCUCGCAGCGGUUCCACUCUUCGACGCUGGGGGCAAUGUGCUGGCCGUGGCCAAGUUCGUGAAUCGCCGGAUAUGGUCUCCAGACGGCCAGCAGCAGCCAAGUCUAGAGUUCAGCCAGCUGGAUCUCACGAUGCUGUCCGCAUUCUCUGCCAUCUUUGCCUGUGUUGCGCCGCACCCUUUCCUGCCCUUACUGGGCACUGGGCAACUCCAGCGCCCACAGGUGAAGCUGCUCUUGGGCGACUAUCUCAUGAAGGUUGUCCUCCGCUGGCAAGUGCCCGUGGAGCUGCGUGGCCAGCUCUGCCACGAGGUCUGCUUUGGGCCCGUGGACCAUGAGGACGAGUUUCAGGGCUUCGCGGGUCCCGGCCGCUGCCAGGCACGAGAGGAGCUGCAGACGGUGCCGUGCGGUUACCUCGAGCCGUUGGAGGAUGCUGGCUCCGAGCUGGAGCUGACAUUCGAGUUCGAGGUGCCCAUCUUGCACGCGGGCCCAGACUACGCCUUCAGCGUCAGAUGCAGGAACCAACAGAUGGCGCUCGAGUGGUCGGAGCCGUCCAUGCGAGUUUCCACUUGCCUCGUGCCUCCGUACCCCGAGCGGGAGGGCCUGCGCCUGACGCCGCUGAGCGAGAGCGCGGUCCAGCUUGAAUGGGUGCCCUUCCGCACCUGUGGAGAGCUUGCUCUUGUGGAGUACCGCGUCGUGGCACAGGCGGCGCCGAGUCUGAGCCGAGAGGAGGCGCCGAGCUCGCCGAGCGCCUCCCCGACAUCCCCGGAUGAGGAGCUCGGGGAGCAGGUCGUUGCGUGUUUCAUCUCCGAUGGUUCGCGAGCCAUGGAGAUGACCACGGUCGCCUACUUGCAGUCCAAUGUGAGCUACACCUUUGCAGUGGAGGCUCGCUAUCCCCACGUCGGGCCUCGGGACUUCUCCCGCGCGCUCCGGAGCGAAUGCUUCUGCUCUCCGACCGCGGACAUCACCCUACCCGCCCCUCAGCCAUUGGCCCUCGACUCCGCCUCGCCAGUGGAGGUUGCGGCUCGCCAAGGCCAAAGCGAGGCUUCACCACCCUUGCUGGUCCGCUGGCCAUAUCCGAAGGACCUUUCAAGCCAGCUCGUUCUGCAGUAUCGUGCUGCGACGGCUGCCGGGCUGAACCGGUUUCAGGUCUCCAUGUGGAACACGGUCCCAGCCAGCGCGUCGGUGGAGGCGCGGCUCAGGCUGCAGGCGGGCGGCGACCCGGAGCGGCUCCAGCUCCGGCUUCUGCGAUUGAACCUUGCGGAGUGCACAGCCAUCCAGCUCCGGGUCCUCAUGACCCAAGGCCGGGGCCGCGCCGCCUCGCCGCCCUCGGCCUGGUUCCAUCCCCGGCCCCCGGCCAGGCCGCAGCGCUUGGAGCUGCAACUCCGUGCACAGGAAGCCGGCCUCUCUCUGCGCUGCGCCUGGGAGCAGCCUCUGCAGAUCCGAGCACCCGUCGACGAGGAUGUGGGCCCUGUGGCCUACGCGGUCCAGCAUGACUUCUCUCGUGGCAAUGGGAUCCAGGCGACCCGCUUCCAGGCGCAGUUUCGCGAGAAGCAACUCUUGAGAGUCACGUGA